Molecule: messenger RNA, 2592 nt
Organism: Nicotiana tabacum (common tobacco)
Lineage: Eukaryota; Viridiplantae; Streptophyta; Magnoliopsida; Solanales; Solanaceae
Molecular function (GO): catalytic activity
Source: RefSeq, a predicted model, not a curated record
AUGAAUGCGCUACCAAUUGGAGGCCAGCUACGGUCUUCCGGUGAACACGUAAGUGAUCUACCUAGUAAUUCCAAUAUCAACCAUGGCCAGAAGAUCUCGUAUGCUGCUACAGUGGCUGUUCCGACAUUGAAGACAAAGCUCAAAUUCAGACCACCAGAGCUACAUAAAGGAAAACAAGCUGUUUUCUUUUCACCACAAGAGGAGGAAGAAUUGGCUAAAGCUUGCAGGUUUACUAUUGUUGGGAAAUUCUCGCAUGGAAAACCGUCCUUAGACGAUAUCAGAAGGGAUUUUGCCGCUAGAUAUCAAGGUCAUGUGGAGAAGGUAUGCUUAGCACCCAACAAAAAAGAUAACAAGAAGCUAGUUGGAGACAAUGUUUUGGCUAACAAAGCAACAACAAGUGCUAAUCCUAAAGCUGUAGCUAAUACUGAUGUGAUCUCUGCCAAGCAGAAUGUUAUACCUAAUAAUAGGGGCAAUCACAAAGUGAAAAUUGAACAAGCUAAGGAAGUUGUUGAAAAGUUUCUGCAAAAGAAUAAUGUUGUAGUGGUAGAGGCUAGUGCAGAUGAAGAAGUGGAAGAAGAAACAUGUGAACAUCAAGACAAUGAGGAAUCAAGGCAAGUGGUGAGCAAGUCUGAUGCUUCAGCUAAGCAGAGGAUACCAGCUAGUUCUAAUAAGAAGAAUUCUGAAAUAUUAAAGCCUAGAUCUUCUAAGACAACUGAAGUGGUUAUUCCGGAACCAGAUGUUGCUACAGAUAUGAUGAUUAAUUCAAAGGAUGACAAGGUGGGAGAUUCGAGUGAUUAUGAUUCUGAUUAUGGAGAAGAACAAGAGAGUAAAAGUGAAGAUGUUCCAGAGGUCGAAUAUGAAGAAUGUGAAGUGAUAGAGGAUGCUGUUUCACAACAGAGGAAGGAGCUCGUCGAUACAAGAAACUUAUCUCCAAGGAAUAUUUGCAAAAGUCUUCAUAAAACUCAAAUUAUAGCUAUACAAGAACCCUUUGUUAAAGCAAAUCAAAUAGACAAAUAUAGAAGAGGUUUGGGUUUCGAAGGUUGUUAUGCAAAUUGUAAUGGAAAAAUCUGGGUCUUAUGGUCAGCUGAAUUUGAUGCAGCAGUGGCAGAGAAUAAUGAGCAACAAAUUACAUUCAAGAUUACCAGGAAGAAUGACGGUGAAGUUGUCUGGUUCACAACAGUAUAUGCUAAAUCUAAACAAUAUCUAAGAGUUCCUUUGUGGGAUAAUUUGAUACACUGCAACAACUAUAUUGAUGAUCCCUGGUGCAUAUAUGGGGAUUUCAAUGCAAUUAUGGGUCCAAAAGAAAAGAAAGGAGGCAAUCCUCACAGAAUGGAGAAGAGUUGGGAAUUUAUAUCGUGUAUGGAGGAUUGUGGUAUGGUGGAUGCAAGUUACAAAGGACUGAGGUUCACUUGGUGUAAUGCAAGGGGAAGACAUCAGAGAAUAUGGAAAAGGCUAGAUAGGGUGUUUAUUAAUCAUCACUGGACUGACAAAUUUUCUUUUAUAGAUAUAGAACACUUAGCAAGCACAGGGUCAGACCAUACACCUAUGCUAGUAAAGUGUUCUACUUCAGAACAACCUGUUAUCAAAUAUUUCAAAUUCUUGAACUUCUGGAUUGACCGACCAAAUUUUAAAACUAUUGUGCAAGAGGCAUGGAAUAUAGACGUUGAGGGAAACUACAUGAGAAGGCUACAACUCAAGCUGAAACAAGUUAGUUCCAAGCUUAGUCAGUGGUCUAGAGAGAAAAUUGGGAGUGUCUUUGAUCAAGUCAAAGAAUGGGAGCAUAAAAUGCAAGAUCUUGAAACAGAAUACAUUGAUAAUGAUGUUGAGGACCUUAGACCUCAAGUGCACAAAGCUCAAGCAGAACACACUAAGUGGUUAAAAUGUGAGGAAUCUAUCCUCAAGCAGAGGGCAAAUAUCAAAUGGAUUGAGGAGGGAGAUUCCAAUACUAAAUAUUUUCAUGCAAUAAUUAAUGAAAGAAGAAGAAGGACAUCUAUACAUAGAAUCCAAAGAUCUGAUGGGCAAUGGAUCAAUGGGGAGGAAGAUAUUGCUAGGGAGGCUGUGAAAUAUUUUUCAGCUAUGUUUAAAGAUGAAGGAGAACUAGAUCUACAACACUUGGAUUGUAUUGACCAGAAGGAGAUUAGGAAGGCAGUUUUUGAUCUAAAUUCGAAUAGUUCUCCAGGACCAGAUGGAUUUGGAGGGUCUUUCUACCAAAGUUGUUGGGAUAUCAUCAAGCUAGAGUUGAUAGAGUUUAUCCAGCAAUUUUUUGGUGGAGCAGAACUUAGCAGAUUCUUUACCAUCUCAUGCCUUAUUUUACUACCUAAGGUUGAGAAUCCUUCUUCAUUCAAUAAUAUGAGACCGAUUAGUCUCAGUAACUGCUCUAACAAGAUAAUUUCCAAAAUCAUGAGUUCUAGAUUGAACUCCAUAUUGCCAAAGAUAAUUUUUAACAAUCAGACUGGGUUUCUAAAAGGAAUAUCCAUUACAGAAAAUGUUUUAUUAGCUCAGGAGAUUAUCCAUGGUAUUGGCAAGAAGAAUUUUAGAGGGAACACCGUCAUUAAACUGGAUAUGGCUAAGGCCUAUGAUAGGGUCAACUGA